Molecule: messenger RNA, 3833 nt
Organism: Sorex fumeus (smoky shrew)
Lineage: Eukaryota; Metazoa; Chordata; Mammalia; Eulipotyphla; Soricidae
Gene: NOMO2
Product: NODAL modulator 2
Exons: 31
Coding region: 1-3657 (1218 amino acids)
Cellular component (GO): endoplasmic reticulum membrane
Molecular function (GO): carbohydrate binding
Source: RefSeq, a predicted model, not a curated record
AUGCGGGCGCGCCGGGGCGCGGGGUCGCGGCUGCCGCUGCUGCUGCUGCUGCUGCUGGCGGGCGGCGCGGGGCCGGCGCGCGGCUCCGAGGACAUCGUGGUGGGCUGCGGGGGCUUCGUCAAGUCCGACGUGGAGAUCAACUACUCGCUCAUCGAGAUAAAGCUGUACACCAAGCAUGGGACUUUGAAAUACCAGACGGACUGUGCCCCCAACAACGGCUACUUUAUGAUCCCCCUGUACGAUAAGGGAGAUUUCAUUCUGAAGAUUGAGCCGCCCCUGGGCUGGAGUUUUGAGCCCACCAGCGUGGAGCUGUACGUGGACGGCGUCAGCGACAUCUGCACCAAGGGUGGUGACAUCAACUUCGUGUUCACCGGCUUCUCCGUGAACGGAAAGGUCCUGAGCAGAGGGCAGCCCCUGGGGCCUGCCGGCGUGCAGGUGUCUCUGAGGAGCACGGGCACGGAGGCGAAGGUCCAGUCCACCGUCACGCAGCCUGGCGGGAAGUUUUCCUUUUUCAAAGUUCUUCCCGGAGACUAUGAAAUCCUGGCGACUCAUCCCACCUGGCCGUUGAAAGAGGCCAGCACCACCGUGCGCGUGACCAACUCCAACGCCAAUGCAGCCGGCCCCCUCAUCGUGGCCGGCUACAAUGUGUCCGGCUCUGUGCGCAGUGAUGGGGAGCCCAUGAAAGGGGUGAAGUUCCUUCUCUUCUCCUCUCUGGUGGCCCAGGAGGACGUCCAGGGCUGCAGCACCUCCCCCGUGCCCGGCUUCCAGCCCCAUGACACGAGCCUGGUGUUCCUGUGCUACGCAGUUUCCAAGGAGGACGGCUCCUUCUCCUUCUACUCCCUGCCCAGUGGUGGCUACACUGUGGUCCCCUUCUACAGGGGCGAGAGGAUCACCUUCGACGUGGCCCCCGCCCGCCUGGACUUCACGGUGGAACACGACAGCCUGAGGAUUGAGCCCGUGUUCCACGUCAUGGGCUUCUCGGUCACCGGGAGGGUCCUGAACGGCCCCGCGGGAGAAGGUGUGCCCGAGGCGGAGGUCACCCUCAAUGACCAGAUCAAAGUCAGGACGAAGGCCGACGGCUCCUUCCGGCUGGAGAACAUCACCACGGGCACCUACACCAUCCGCGCGCAGAAAGAGCGGCUCUUCUUCGACACCGUCACCAUCAAGAUCGCGCCCAACACGCCCCAGCUGGCCGACAUCAUUGCCACAGGGUUCAGCGUCUGUGGCCGCAUCGUCAUCACGCGCCUCCCUGACGCCGUGGCUCAGAUGAGCAGGUACAAAGUCGCCCUGUUGUCUCAAGACAAGGACAAGCCGUUGGCCACCGUGGACACGGACGCCCAGGGCGCCUUCUGCUUCCGAGCCAAGCCAGGGGCCUACAGGGUGCAGGUGGUGGUUCCUGAGGCUGAGUCCAGAGCAGGGCUGACCUUGAAGCCCCAGACAGUCCCUCUCACAGUGACCGACAGGCCCGUGAUGGACGUGGCUUUUGUGCAGUUCUUGGCGUCCAUUUCUGGGAAAGUCUCCUGUUUGGACUCCUGCGGUGACCUGCUGGUGACCCUGCAGGCCCUGAGCCGCCAGGGCGAGAAGCGCAACCUCCGGCUGUCGGGCAAGGCCAACGCGCUGACCUUCACCUUUGACAGCGUGCUCCCCGGGAAGUACAAGGUUGGCAUCACGCACGAGGACUGGUGCUGGAGGAACAAGAGCCUGGAGGUGGACGUGCUGGAGGACGACGUGCCGGCCGUCGAGUUCCGGCAGACGGGCUACAUGCUCCGGUGCUCGCUGUCCCACGCCAUCACGCUGGAGUUCUACCAGGACGGCAACGGGCCCGAGAAUGUGGGGAUCUAUAACCUCUCCAAAGGGGUCAACCGCUUCUGUCUGUCCAAGCCAGGUGUGUACAAGGUCACCCCACGCUCCUGCCACCGGUUUGAGCAAGCGUUCUACACCUACGACACGUCCUCGCCCAGUAUCUUGACGCUGACGGCGGUCCGCCACCAUGUCCUGGGCACCAUCACCACUGACAAGAUGAUGGAUGUCACCGUGACGAUCAAGUCGUCCAUCGACAGCGAGCCGGCCCUGGUCCUGGGCCCGCUGAAGUCGGUGCAGGAGCUGCGGCGUGAGCAGCAGGUGGCAGAGAUAGAGAGCCGCCGGCAGGCGCGGGAGAAGAGCAGCGAGCAGCCCGGCGAGGGCAGGACCAAGCCCCCCGCGCAGGAGGUGGUGGACGAGCUGCAAGGCCCCUUCUCCUACGACUUCUCCUACUGGGCCCGGUCGGGGGAGAAGAUCACCGUCACGCCCUCGUCCAAGGAGCUGCUCUUCUACCCGCCGUCCAUGGAGGCCACCGUCAGUGGGGAGAGCUGCCCCGGGAAGCUGAUUGAGAUCCACGGCAAGGCCGGGCUGUUCCUCGAGGGCCAGAUCCGGCCGGAGCUGGAGGGCGUGGAGAUCGUCAUCAGCGAGAAGGGCGCCAGCUCCCCGCUCAUCACGGUCUUCACGGAUGACAAAGGGGCCUACAGCGUGGGGCCCCUGCACAGUGACCUGGAGUACACGGUGUCCUCGCAGAAGGAGGGCUACGUGCUGACGGCCGUGGAGGGCACCGUGGGCGACUUCAAGGCCUACGCCUUGGCGGGCGUGAGCUUCGAGAUCAAAGCCGAGGAUGACCAGCCCCUCCCCGGGGUCCUCCUGUCCCUGAGCGGCGGAGUGUUCCGGUCCAACCUCCUGACGCAGGACAAUGGCAUCCUGACCUUCUCCAACCUGAGCCCGGGCCAGUACUACUUCAAGCCCAUGAUGAAGGAAUUCCGCUUCGAGCCCUCCUCGCAGAUGAUCGAGGUGCAUGAGGGCCAGAACCUGCGCAUCACGGUCACCGGCUACCGGACGGCCUACAGCUGCUACGGCACCGUGUCGUCCCUGAACGGGGAGCCUGAGCAGGGCGUGGCCGUGGAGGCCGCAGGCCAGGGCGACUGCAGCAUCUACGGGGAGGACACGGUGACCGACGAGGAGGGCCGCUUCCGGCUGCGCGGCUUGCUGCCGGGAUGUGUCUACCACGUGCAGCUCAAGGCCGAGGGCAACGACCACAUUGAGCGGGCCCUGCCCCACCACCGGGUCAUCUCGGUCGGGAACAACGACAUCGACGACAUCAACAUCAUCGUGUUCCGCCAGAUCAGCCAGUUCGACCUGAGCGGGAACGUGAUCACGCCCUCCGAGUACCUGCCCACGCUCUGGGUGAAGCUGUACAAGAGCGAGAACCUGGACAGCCCCGUGCAGACCCUGUCCCUGGGCCAGUCGCUCUUCUUCCACUUCCCGCCUCUGCUGCGCGAUGGCCAGAAUUACGUGGUGCUGCUGGACUCCACGCUGCCCCGCUCGCAGUACGACUACGCCCUGCCCCAGGUCUCCUUCGCGGCCGUGGGCUACCAGAAGCACAUCACGCUGGUGUUCAGCCCCACGCGGCGGCUCCCGGAGCAGGACAUCGCGCAGGGCUCCUACAUCGCCCUGCCCCUCACGCUGCUCAUCCUGCUGGCCGGCUACAACCACGAGAAGCUCAUUCCCUUCCUGCUGCAGCUGACCAGCCGGCUGCAGGGCGUCCGAGUCCUCGGCCAGGCGGCCUCCGACAGCAGUGGCCCCGAGGACGCCAAGCGGCAAGCCAAGAAACAGAAGACCAGGCGGACGUGAGGGGCGGAGACUGCGGGCCUCUCCCCAUGUGGGACUCACCCGGCUCCGUGCCGCUGGCCCGGGCCCCACUGUUGGCCUCUGCCGCCGCCUCGGCGCGAUGACCAGCCCCUCCUGUCACUCUGCUGAGCACAGUCUAUUCUGGGAGUUGAAGAUAAUUUAUUAUUAUUAUUGUUAUU